CCCAAGGCAGCACACUGACGCGUGCACGCACGCACGCACGCACAAGCAAUACAUCCGCACACGUACGCACGCACGCGCGCGGUAGGACUAGCCCGGAGUAUCGCGGCGAGGAGAGCCCGGCGGGCGUGCACCUGUCCCAGAGAGGCCCCGACCCAGACGUCCUUAUGUGUGGAUGGGACCAAAGCUACACGGCGACCUCUCAAAGCUCGGCCAUGUUGACCAGUGAGGGGGCGCACACCAUGGAGCAGGACGCCUCCCAUCACGGCGCCAAGAUGGCCUCCAUCAGCUCAGACGGCGUCCGGCUGGACCCGAGCGUGGAAAUGGACGCCGUGGAUGCAGGGGAUGAGGCUGACAUGACUCGCUGGACUGAGGCCGAGUUUGAGGAGAAGUGCACAUACAUUGUCAAGGAUAGCACGUGGGAUGCCGGAGCGGAGGGGGACGCUAACGCUAACGCUGCUAACACCGCCGGCAUCAGGGCACAGGCUUCACUGCCCCGGAACCUCAUGUUCAAACACACGUCUGAUGGAAAAGAGGUUGUGGGCGUAUGCAGCCGGGAGUACAUCCCCAAGGGCACACGUUUCGGACCCCUGGUUGGCCAAAUCUACACAGCCAACAGCGUGCCCAAAGACGCCAACCGCAAGUACUUCUGGCGGAUCUACGCCGAUGGCGACUUCCACCAUUUUGUGGACGGCCUGGACGAGUCUCGCUCCAACUGGAUGCGCUACGUGAACCCGGCCCACUCGGUGGCCGAGCAGAACGUGGCGGCCUGCCAGAACGGCUUGGACGUUUACUUCUACACCAUCAGGCCCGUGCCGGCCGGCGCCGAGCUCCUGGUGUGGUACUGCCACGACUACGCGCGCAGGCUGCACUACCCGCCAUCCGGGGAGCUCAUGAUGCAAAAGCUCAAACAGUCCCUGCUGGAGGUGAAGCAGCAUCAGGCGUCUGCCCCCUCGCCACCCACCUCCGCCACCUCCCGGGCCCCCAAGCGGGAGCACAGCGUGCUAUCCAUCCUGCGGGAUGUCCCCAAGAGCGAACCGAGCCGCCCUCUGCCCACGCGCUCGUGUUUCGCCUACAGCCCCGAGCGCCCCUUGUACCCACGCGCCCUCUACCCACCCCUAAGGGGACACCCCGAGGAGUUCCUAAAAGCGAGUGCCCUGGGUUACCCCCGUUCCCCUGGCGACCAGUCGUCCGCCACUCCCGGCUCAUCGGCGAGGAGCAGCCCAGAGAGCUGCCCCCAGGGGAGCCCGUCCGUGCCUUUCUACCCAGGCGGACUGGGGCCGUACCCCAGCUACUCUCCGCCGUCCGCCGCCCCGCUGUCGCCUUUCUACCCCCCAGCGGCGCCCUACUCUCGCUACCUCCUGCCACAUCACUAUGCACUUCCUGGGGGCGGUGUCCCCACCGUGGGGGGUAUUUACCCCAGGAUGUACCCGCUUUAUCUGCCACCAAACGUGCCCCUCAUUCCCUCAGACGUGGCCGGGCGACGUUUCCUGAUGUCAGACGCCACCCACCCUUCCCGGGACUUCCUCCUACCGGCACCCACUAGCGCCUUCUCGGCAGCCGCCUCCCUCAAAGACAAGGCGUCCUCGCACCGGUCCCCACCCGCCAGAUCCCCAGUUGCAGGGGUUCCCGGGGAGCGGGCGCCCACCAAGCUGUGCGACUCGGACGAAGAGGCGGUGAAUCUGGUGAAGGUGAAGAGAGGCGUCGGCUCUGCCGGGUACAAGGCGCUGCCCUACCCACUCAAGAAGCAGAAUGGGAAAAUCAAGUAUGAGUGCAACGUGUGCACCAAGACCUUCGGACAGCUCUCCAAUCUUAAGGUCCACCUCCGCGUCCACAGCGGCGAGCGACCGUUCAAGUGUCAGACGUGCAACAAGGGCUUCACGCAGCUUGCCCACCUGCAGAAACACUACCUUGUCCAUACGGGAGAGAAACCGCACGAGUGCCAGGUGUGCCACAAGCGCUUCAGUAGCACCAGCAACCUGAAGACCCACCUGCGUCUCCACUCGGGGGAGAAGCCGUACCACUGCAAGCUGUGCCCGGCCAAGUUCACGCAGUUCGUCCACCUCAAGCUCCACAAGCGCCUGCACUCCCGCGAGCGGCCUCACAAGUGCCCGCAGUGCCAUCGUCACUACAUCCACCUGUGCAGCCUGCGCCUUCACCUCAAGGGCUACUGCCCGGCGGCCGCCCACCACCACGUCGCCGCCGACGAGGUCCAACACGCCAACGAGGAAAUCGAACGCUUCGACAUGAGCGAGCACGCCGAGCAACUGGAGAGGCUCCAAAGCGGAGCCGAGUUGGACGCCGUCUUGGAGAAGCAGGUUCUGGGGGCCGGGUGGCGCCAGACUUCGGUCAUCAAGGUGCGGCGCGGACUUGCCGUCAAACAGGAGGCGGACGUGUGAGGGAGGCGAGGCGGGGGCGCUUCAGGGACUCGCUACUCAGGGCUCACAUUUGACAAUCACCCUCCGAAGGUCUCCAUUUCCACACUUUUCUUUGAACUUAUGUUUCCAGAACGUUCUUCAGGGUUUACGAGAAUGAUUCCACAAUUUUGACUGUCCCCCUUUACCACUUAAUUUAAACAUCAGGAACAAAGGGCAAGCGUGUUUGUGUUACAACAGUUACCUCAGAGUUCGCGUGGGAGUGAGUACGUGUGAGAGUGCGCAUGUGUUAAGGGAAAGGCUGAAGAUGGACUUUUUUUUGUUUUUGUUUUGUUCUAUUUAUUUGCUCUUUGGCUACUUGAAGAAGAAGAAGAAGAAAUGAAAGUGGAGUGCAGCUGGCCAACCUGUAGCACCUGUUUUUUGUCAUUGUUUGAUUUUGAUAGUGAUGACACUGUCAGUAAUGUGGACGUGAUGCUCCGAACCAAAGUUGACUGCGUGGACUUCCGGAAUGCAAAACCAGGAAGAAUGUGAAGAAGGGACUUUGAUUUGAUUUUUUAUUUAUUUUGGUUUUUCAUAUGAAUCUGGUGUCAUUUUACUCGUAUUUCUCAUUUUAUUCACAAUGAAUGACAUACAUUGUCAGUGAUAUGGAUGUGAUGCUCAAAACCAAAGUUGAUCGGAUUUCUAAAACUGUAAAACGUCCAAAGUAGCAAAAAUUUGAAGAGAUUUUGUUGUUUAAUUUAUUUUUACUUUGUUUUUUAAAUAAAUUUUAAUUAUUUUCAUUUCCAUUUUUUUUCAAUAUUUAAUUUUACUUUUUAAAUUUGUUGAUUUUAUUGUAGUUUUUUUCACUUUUUUUUACAAUUAAAAAAAUAAGUUUAUUUUCUUCGUCUUAUCUGACCACCGAACCCAAGUUGACUGGACUUCCAGGCGUCCAAAGCAGGGAGAAUUUCAAGAAGUAAUUUUACUAUAUUCCAUUUUUGGAACUUUAAAUUUUGUUGAGUCUUCUUUUAUUUAUUAAUUUUAGUCGUUCUUUUGCUUUCAGAUUAAAUUUUAUUUUACUAUAAUUUGAGCUUUUAUUUGUUUACUCACACAUUGAAAUCAAUUUUAUUUUUCAUUUUUUAAAACAUUAUUAUUUCGCCAUCAAUUUGAAUUUUCUUUUACUUUUGUUUCAGCUUUAGUGUUUUUGAAGAAUUGUAUUCGUCAAAUUUUAUUAAAUCUUUAUUUUUAUUGUAUUCCUAGUUUUCACUUUUUGUUUUUUUUUACCUUUUCAAAUUAUUUUGUUCGUUUUUUUUUAAACAUUUAUUUUACUUUAUUAAAAGAUUUUUUUUUUUUAAGUUUCAAUAACAGUCAGUGUGUGACACUCCAAACCAAAGUUGACUGGACUUCCAACAUUCAAGCUCCCAAAGCAGGAAGAAUGUGAAAAAGAAAUCAAAAGACUUUGAUUACAUUUUUAUGUUCCUAGCCCCGCCCCCAACCCGCCUUCUUAUGCACUGGCCCCUCCCACUUUCUCAUCUUCCUCUGACCAAAAAGUGUCUCGUCUGUUGUUUGUCGAGAAAUAACUUCAAAAACUGUGUGUGCGUGUCUCCGUGUUUACAUCCUGGUUGGUUUACAAAUUGUUUAAUUUAUGUGCAAAAUUGUCCAAAUGUGUAAAUUAUUUUGAGAAUUAUUAUAAAUAUUCACUGCUUUUAAUCCAAAACCUGGCCCUUUGUUAUUAACAAACCAGCACAAGCAACAAAUUGUACAUUUUCACUUAGAAAUGGAACAAAAAAAAUAAAAUAAUUCACUGAUUUUUACUACAAUAACUUUAAUAUGAUAAAAACUAAAGUAUGAAAGAAUAAAUAUAAUCGGCAUUAGCAAAGUAAUUUUAGUAGUAGUAAAUAUUAAAUACAAUAUUGUAUAUACAGUAUUACAUUUUUACUGAUAUAGUAUAAAUACAUGAAUAUUAUUAUAUUUGUGUUCUAUUUUAUAUCCAUAAUUCUUUGAUCAAAAUUUUUCUUCACCUGGAUAUGCUACACAAAAUACUUUUAUUGUAAUCUAGGUAAUCAACAAACUUUUUCACUUGUCAU
Syngnathoides biaculeatus (alligator pipefish) is the source of this 4435-nucleotide messenger RNA. RefSeq names its product PR domain containing 1a, with ZNF domain (gene prdm1a). Gene Ontology annotation, molecular function: RNA polymerase II cis-regulatory region sequence-specific DNA binding; DNA-binding transcription repressor activity, RNA polymerase II-specific; histone deacetylase binding. The record is from RefSeq and is a predicted model, not a curated record. Gene Ontology annotation, cellular component: nucleus; cytoplasm. The transcript is spliced from 7 exons. NCBI's taxonomy places the organism in Eukaryota, Metazoa, Chordata, Actinopteri, Syngnathiformes, Syngnathidae. Gene Ontology annotation, biological process: cell fate commitment; regulation of transcription by RNA polymerase II. Bases 165 to 2396 code for a protein of 743 amino acids.